UCUCCGGCAGCAUGUAGACGGACUCCUCUAGUGCCACUGCGGAGAGAGAAAUGGCAUUAGAAAUAUAUUCUCUAAUUUUGACACUAUCUAUGGAUGCAGAGUAACCUGAUGUUCCACAGCUGUAUUUGGGAGUCUUGGUUAAUUGUGUUCAGUCUAUCGGUGCACGCGCUACACGCUGCGCACUUUGGCGGUGGUGACAGUCAAACUAUGUUAGCUGUUUUCUCAACCGGUGUAAUCUAAGGAAUUAAUCGUUAUACCGGACUAUACACCAGCAACACGUACCCAGAACCGUGGAGCGUGACUCCCGCUGGAUUUAACGUUGAGCGGAGUGACGCGGGUCGUGUGCGGGCGAAUAGAGCCGUGGCGGAGCAAACGCACGAAGUCCAAAUUCCAUCUCCCUUUCCGUGUCCCCGUGCCUUUUCCCGCCCCAAAACGGAGAUGUUGUUCCUCAGAAUACUGCUCAGCAUCUUCAUACAAGAUGUGGUCACCUCCUUGCCGCCCCUCCCCCCGGGCAUUAUGGACUGUGUGGAGGCAGAGAAUGGGUGUGAAGCAGAUCCCCAGUGCAAGGAGCUGUACAGCACCUUGCGGUACUGUGUGUCUGAGGAGGAGGUAGCUCCGCAGGGGAGCAAGGCCAGGAUAGAGUGCCUGGAGGCCCUGAGCGCCCUGCACUACCCCCCCCUGUUGGCCUGCAAGUGUCAGCGCGGCGCACGCAGAGAGGAGCACUGCCUCCGAGUCUACUGGAGUGUCAGGAUCCUGCAGAGUUAUGAGGACUUGGAGGCGUCUCCCUAUGAUGACUCGCCAGUGGAAAUGUCUCACAUGGCCUCCAUAGUGGCCGCAGCCUCCUCUCUUCCUCUAGAUGGACAGAACGCGUGUCUGAAGGCAGCCCAGGACUGUGGUCUGUAUGAGAAAUGCGGGUCCCUGAGGUCUGAGUACGUCCUGGCCUGCACUAAGCCCGUCCCAGGCUCGGACCACUGCAACAGGCAGAAGUGCCACCGGGCACUGCGGCGCUUCCUGGAGCGCGUCCCAGGGGAGUACAGCCUGGGGUUGUUGUUCUGCCCCUGUACUGACAAACUGUGUGGGGAGAGACGCAGGAAAACCAUUGUCCCUUCCUGUUCCUACCAGGAAAGAGAUGGGGAACAGCCCAACUGUCUACAUCUGCAGAGCUCAUGCACGAGGGACCAACUCUGCAGGUCCAGACUGGCUGAUUUCCAGCAUAACUGCCAGUCCUCCGGCCACUCCCCCUCGGGCUGUUUCAGAGAUAGUGGAACAGUGUGCCUCAAAUCCUACGCCGGACUCAUCGGCACCAUCAUGACCCCCAACUACCUUAGCAACAGCACUAUGGACGUGGCCCUGUGGUGCAAUUGUGAGGGCAGUGGCAACCAAUGGAAGAACUGCCUGAAGAUCCAGAACAUGUUCACCAAUAACAUCUGUCUGAAGAACUCCAUAAGUACCAUGGGUAGCUCCCCCCCUCGGCCAGUGGAGAGCAUUCUUCCCCCCUCCCCUCGCCCCUCCCCCCUGGACCAGCAGAACAAACUCAGCAACAACGCCCAGGAUGAGCUCAGUAACAACGCUGUGGAGCAGAGUGAGGAAGAGGAGGAAGAGGAGGAGGGGGGUCAGUUUGACGUGAUCCCUCUCUAUGCUGAGAAGGCCACGGUGUCCAAUCUGGGUUCUGGGGGUGGGGGGGUGUCCCCCCGUCUGUCCUCAGCCCCCCCUCCCUCCCUGCUGCUGCUCCUUCUGCUACUGUCUGCCUCUCUGAGCUGGGGGUAAGGAGGGGCGGGGCCCUUGCACACAGACACAGAGACUCUGAGAAAGGCACAGAGAGAGAGAGGAGGGAGAAAAUAAGAGAAGAUAAAGGACCUCUAGUGUUUAUUGCUUCCUUCCUUCUCUCUUCCUUUUGAGACAGUCUUGUACAGUCUGUUUUCUUUUUUUUGCUUCACCUCCCACUGUCAGGUGAUGGUUUUGCCCGAUGGAGACUUUUUGUGUAUGACAGACAUAGAGGUGAACCAACUCCACAGUGACAGAGGGGGGUUAAACUGAGUGACUUGAUAUAUGAUAUGUGAGUAAUUUCCUCCUUUGGUGAAGACGUGACAGGUUACCAUGAGUCCGAUGGCGCUUUAGUAUAUCCAAGCUUCACUCUGUCUAUUCAUACCUCUGUACUCUCCAGUGAUGGAGAAGUGCUUACAGUCAGUGUUAGGAAGGAAUGUACACUGAGUAUACCAAACAUUAGGAACACCUUCCUAAUAUUGAGUUGCCCUCAGAACAGCCUCAAUUCGUUGGGGCAUGGACUUUAGAAGGUGUCGAAAGCGUUCCACCGGGCUGCUGGCCCAUGUUGACUCCUGUGCUUCCCACAGUUAUAUCAAGUUGGCUUGAUGUCCUUUGGGUGGUGAACCAUUCUUGAUACACACAGGAAACCGUUGAGCAUGAAAACCCAGCAGCGUUGCAGUUCUUGACACAAACCGGUGUGCCUCGCACCGACUACUAUACCCUGUUCAAAGGCACUUGCAUCUUUCGUCUUGCCCAUUCACCCUCUGAAUGGCACACAUACACAAUCCAUGUCUCAAUUGUUUCAAGGAGUAGAAAUCCUUCUUUAACCCGUCUCCUCCCCUUCAUCUACACUGAUUGAAGUGGAUUUAACAAGUGGCAUCCAUAAGGGAUCAUAGCUUCCACCUGGAUUCACCUGGUGAGUCUGUCACGCAAAGAGCAGGUGUUCAUAAUGCAAGUGCUUUUGGUUUAUUGCUCUAUCUGUGUCUAAAUGACUCAGCACAGGCCUGGGAGAAAAAGUAGCUGCAGAAAUACAAAUAAAACAGCAUCAUCAAAAAAACUGAAACAAUAUGAGUAAUAAAAAAUCUAAUAUCUUCUUAGUAGGUGUGGACGCCCAUCUGGGGUUGACACUCGCAGGCAGAGAAGGAGAGAGAAGGAAAUAGAGAGAGAGGGAGAAAGAAACAGAGAGAGAGAGAGAGAAUGAAACAAAGAGGGAGAGAGAAGGAAACAGAGAGAGAGAGAGAGAGAGAGAAAGAAACAGAGAGAGAGAGAGAGAGAAACAGAGAGAGCAAUAGAAGACAAGGGAUACAGAGGGAGUGAGUUUCUGGUGUAUCGUCCAUUUCCUCUGCACUUUUUACUUGUUUCAAUUGAGAUAAUGUGAUCUGGUGUGAACUCUUUGGCUGGAAUUCAUUCAAACCCCCCAGUGUCUUAUGUUCACAAUAUUCAUCCCGUUCCCACACAUUUCUAAUUCUGAAAAGUGAAAGCAUACCUGUGAGAGGGGUUGCCAUGAUAGUAGUUGUGGGUUUUUAUUCAGUACCAAAGAUCAAUCUGUCAGUUAACUUGAUCAUUGGAAAAAGCUACUGCGUAAAUACUGCAAUGCGAGUUAGAUUGAAUUGAGCCCUUCAUAUUCUGGUGAGCUCUGGGGGGAAAAUCGUUGGUGAGGAGCGAUAGAGGGAGAGAGAAAAAGAGUGAACCAGACAGAGAGAGAGACCCUCGAGCACAAACAUACCGUGGAGAAUCGCUGGCCCUAUAUUUCCUCUGUCUUAUAAAUCUUUUGCUGACACUAAUGUUUUUUUUGUCUCCUCUAUUUCUGUGGAACGUGUAAAAUUAACUUCCAUCCGGAGGGGUUGGAGAUGGUGGUGGACAAAGAAAG
Messenger RNA from Oncorhynchus masou masou (cherry salmon), 3634 nucleotides. Its product is annotated as GDNF family receptor alpha-4-like. Gene Ontology annotation, biological process: nervous system development. The transcript is spliced from 8 exons. NCBI's taxonomy places the organism in Eukaryota, Metazoa, Chordata, Actinopteri, Salmoniformes, Salmonidae. The record is from RefSeq and is a predicted model, not a curated record. Gene Ontology annotation, cellular component: external side of plasma membrane; signaling receptor complex. Bases 439 to 1767 code for a protein of 442 amino acids. Gene Ontology annotation, molecular function: signaling receptor activity.